This is a messenger RNA of Colossoma macropomum (tambaqui), 2410 nucleotides long. It is a transcript of the gene cox11, whose product is annotated as cytochrome c oxidase assembly protein COX11, mitochondrial. The coding region runs from base 151 to 933 and encodes 260 amino acids. NCBI's taxonomy places the organism in Eukaryota, Metazoa, Chordata, Actinopteri, Characiformes, Serrasalmidae. Gene Ontology annotation, molecular function: copper ion binding. Gene Ontology annotation, cellular component: mitochondrial inner membrane. The transcript is spliced from 5 exons. The record is from RefSeq and is a predicted model, not a curated record.
AACGCUACAGUGUUUUCGGGGGGGAGUAAUGAGUGUGUGGGAUCAGUGUGCACCGUUGGCUGUGGCAGGUCUGUGUUGAACAGUGCGGUCAUUUCGUCGAGGCUGGCAGAAGAACUGUUUUGAAGAGGCUUUUACUAGAACUUGGGGGUUAUGCUUCUGUCUUUUGCCUUCCGUGAGUGCUGUGCAAAGCGCUAUGUACAGCUAGCCUUUUGUAAUGCUCAGAUAUGUAUUAAAAACCUGAAUGCCAGAGGACUAGCCACUUCUACCAGCCAGCUCUUUGUCAGGAGAACACCUCAGCGGUUUAUUAACCAGACACGAGGAGCUAAAACGCACAAGAAAAAGACACACAAUUACCAGGAUGAAUGGAAGCAAAGGAAUAAGACCAUCCUCACAUAUAUUGCAGCAGCUGGGGUGGGCAUGAUUGGCAUGUCUUAUGCUGCUGUGCCACUGUACAGACUCUACUGCCAGGUAUCGGGACUGGGUGGCACAGCAAUUGCAGGGCAUGAUGCAGAUUUAGUGGAAACAAUGAAGCCAGUUAAGGAUCGCAUUAUUAAAGUCACUUUCAAUGCUGACACACAUGCAAGUCUCCAGUGGAAUUUCCGCCCUCAGCAGUCCGAGAUCUAUGUUGUGCCAGGAGAAACUGCUCUAGCAUUUUACAAAGCACGAAAUCCCACAGACAAACCUGUGAUAGGAAUCUCUACCUAUAAUGUAGUGCCAUUUGAAGCUGGGCAGUACUUUAACAAAAUUCAGUGCUUCUGCUUUGAAGAACAGAGGUUAAACCCUCAGGAAGAGGUGGACAUGCCUGUUUUCUUUUACAUUGACCCAGAGUUUGAUGAGGACCCCAGAAUGGCUCGAGUUGACACCAUUACACUCUCUUAUACCUUUUUUGAAGCCAAAGAAGGACAGAAAUUACCCCUUCCUGGAUACAGCUAAAUAAGCAGUACAUGGUGCAUUAUUUAGAGACUUCACUUUUCUGAUGAAACUUGGAUAUCUAAUAGAGCAUCAUUUAUACAAAUGUCAUGCAGUUUGCAAAAGCCUUUUUAACUAUGUCAUCUGUGUAAUGAAGUGUGUUAAUGUUGGUGUACCCUGGCACUUUUUGUGAAAUUCCACUUGAAUGACCAUUUAGAAUGAUUAGUGGCUUCAAAAGCCAAGCUGUAAACUGUGCAAUAAAUUUACACAGUUGGGUACUGAAGUGCAUGCAAGUGCAUUACCUCUUUCAGUACAGUAGGGGGCAGAACGGUUGCAAUUUCCCCCCUUUAAGCAGCUCGAAAAAGAAAUGUGAGCAAAAACAAGGUCCAUUGCAUUUGGUCUGUUAUCUUAUUCUGUAUCAGAGUUUAAAGGCUCAUAAGGGUUAUCUUGCGAUCUGAUUUUGUCGUGAUUGCACAUAGGGACAGUGAGGUACAUUUGGACGUUACGCAACUGUAGCGGAGGUAGAGACAUCUGCACUUACAUAACGUGUGAUCAAGCAAUCUCGAUGGUACUCAAACAAACAAGGUUGCGCAAUGCCAGAAAAAAAAAAAAAAUCAGCCGUGAUGAAAAUACACUGUAGAGUUCAAAUAAAAAUCCAUAAUGUAUUUACCACGCAUUAUGUGAUGGCCAUAAAAGUGAACAGUAAAAAAAAUUUUUAAUUUUUUUUUUAAAUUUACAGUUGUUCUGAACUGGGAUUUACAGAGAAGGUGAUAUCAUAUUAACCAUCCUUGUGCCUAAGUUAAGCUAUAUGCUUAUAAACCCAGUGUCCGGUGGUUGAGCAAUGUUGAUGGCGAGGCUGUCACUUGUCGCGCAGGAUACACACUGUACCAAAUCUGCCUCAGUAACGCUUUGCACUGUACUCCGCACGUCUACAUCGUUACUGGUGCCCCGGAAAACAACAAACCCAACCACGUUGCUCCUGGAGUUGAGCAUAGCUGACUCGGGAUCGAGCAAAAUGACCCCACGCUGUCCAAACUAAAGGACCUCCCGCGUCGCUGCUGAUCCAGAAUCAGCUCUAUCCGACCACAACAGCGCUUGGCAACGCUGUUUAGCCACACCCUCUCCUGUGCCAAGUGGGCGGGUCUAGAGUUUCAUGGACACGUUUGGUGACGAAUGACAGGAGAGAACUGGCCCUAGCAACUCCAGCGGAGAGCCAAUCAGGAUUCAGCUUGGGAAGAACUUUCUGUUUUUUUCCCCUGUUGAGGGAAGCUGAAGCUACAGUGGAAUCCAAGCAGAUGAUCUCAAUGGACGAGUGUGACGAGGAGGAGAAAAGGAAACAGAGAAAGGAAUACAGUCUUGAGAGCACAUAGUGUCAAAAGUCUACGAGGUAUUUCUACUUCGUCUGUCGUUGUGGAAGAACUGGUUCGUUUACGGGAUAACUAUAAGAACUGGCUAAACGACCGUUUAUGCUACGUUAGUGCGUUUAUUCCCCUUUAGAACG